This is a messenger RNA of Cherax quadricarinatus, 1352 nucleotides long. Its product is annotated as peritrophin-48. Gene Ontology annotation, cellular component: extracellular region. Gene Ontology annotation, molecular function: chitin binding. NCBI's taxonomy places the organism in Eukaryota, Metazoa, Arthropoda, Malacostraca, Decapoda, Parastacidae. The record is from RefSeq and is a predicted model, not a curated record.
AACUCCUUGGCGCCAGCAUCCACAGAAUAUAACACCUAUUGUAGGUACAGCAGACAUCUGCACCAACAACAGCACACUUGGACUCACCACAGCACACAGGGACUCCAUCUCUUGUUCAUCAUGAUCAAGCUUCUCCUGUUUACAUCCCUCACAGUGUGGUGUGUAGCAGCGCUGUUGGGUGCCGCUGCGGCGCUCACUGCGGACGUUUGUGAGCCAGACUGCAGUAGCGCUGCGGUAGGGACUAAUGUAGCGGAUCCUAAAAACUGUCAUAAGUUUUAUGUCUGUUUUGGUGAAGACCAACCACCCAUUUCCUUGUCAUGUCCUGAUGGACAAUAUUUCAAGGACACAGCGACUGGAUGCACCGAGGAAACCGAUCCUUGUGAAAAUAGUUGCAAACCAACAGGCUGCCACUCAACUUGCGACCCAGAUCUAUUCUCAGACACGAUCGUUGACCUGAUGAACUGCAGCAUUUAUUACCUAUGCUCGAGCGGCAACGUCGUGGGGUCACCUGGGGUGUGCCCCGCGGAAAAACCUUACUAUGACGGGACGGAGUGCGUCGAAACCGAUGAAAAGUGCUGCAGCGACCAGUGUUAUCCGUACUGCCAAGACACGACAUCAAACAUCACAGACCCCACCGACUGCAAUAACUACUACAGUUGUACUGUGGUUGGACCUGCCGAUCAAACACAACAUUUCACUUGUCCUCAAGGGUCCAACUUUGACGUGACUGUGGGUAAGUGUGUGCCCGGCGCCACGUGUAACACUCUGUGUGCAGGCAGCACGAUCCCCGGGGAAGGUACUACCACGCCUUCUUCUGGCUGUGUAGACUCGAUGACAUGCUCCUCCGUCGGCUACUUCGCUAAGUGCUCCUACUGUCAGCAGCAGUACUUCCACUGUGUACAAGCAGGUGAAGAAGCGGUCGUACAGAGCUGUACAGGAACCUUGGUCUUCAAUCCUGGCCCCGACUACCCUUACUGUGUCUCUCCCUCUGACUGUCCCCACAAGUCACUGUUCUGACCCACCACCCACUGAUAUGAACCCACCUUACCACUGUCUUGAAUCUAUCACCCUUACUUUCCACCCAUCAACACCAGAUGUCAAUAUUGCAAGUCUUGUAUUCAGAAUAAAUUAAUGGUUCUACUAUGAUUAUAUUGAAAUUUACCAUGUGCAUACACACACACACACACACACACACACACACACACACACACACACACACACACACAAACAGGCCAAGUGUCUUAGUAACAAGUGCCUUGGACAAAAUGGUAACUAACACAAACGUGAUAUUAAAAACAUUAACCUAAACUGAGUAAUACAUGGCCUAUAGUAAAUAAAGAAUUCGAACAUAA